AUGAUAGAUGAUAAUGACAUUGAUGAUAUUUCAUUACCAGGAAUUAUGAAAUUACAUUUACCAUUGAAACAACAUCAUUUAAGUGAACCUCAAGAAAGGGUUCAUGGUCAAUAUGAACCUUUAAAUGUAAUUGAAAUAAUCUCAGAUAAUGAUAUUGAACAAUAUACAACAACAAGACUCUUUCAAUCUCAACAACAUCAGCAACAUCAAUCAUUAACAAGAAACCAAAGGAAAAAUAGAAAGAAAUGA
Messenger RNA from Rotaria sp. Silwood2, 249 nucleotides. The record is from the annotation of a GenBank genome assembly. NCBI's taxonomy places the organism in Eukaryota, Metazoa, Rotifera, Eurotatoria, Philodinida, Philodinidae.